UUAUAUAGGUCACACAGAAAUAAGGGUUGAUAACGUAGUACUCAUAACAAGAUUUCUAGCUCAUCAACUACAUCCUAGCAAUUGUUUGGGAAUAGCAGUUUUUGCAGAGCAUCAAGCAAUUUCAAGUUUGUUGCAAGAAGCUAAUGCUUAUACCAGUCAACAUUUCAUGCAAGUGAUACGAAAUCAGGAGUUCCUUCAGCUCAAUGUCGACCAAAUGGCAACACUAUUGAACAAUGAUGAUUUAAAUGUGACCUGUGAGGAACACAUCUUCCAGGCAUUGAUGAGCUGGAUUCAGUAUGAUACAGAUUCUAGGCGUCAGCACAUCGGCCACUUGCUGGGUUUCGUGAAACUACCUUUGUUAAAUCCAGCAUUUUUGACAGACCAAGUUGAACCAGUUUGUGAAGGUGACCUCACAUGCCAAAAACUAAUAAUGGAGGCGAUGAAGUGGCACCUCUUGCCAGAACGUCGCCUUCAGCUGGCCAGCUCAAGAACGAGACCUCGAAAAGCAACUCUGGGCAAACUCUUCGUGGUAGGAGGCAUGGAUAAAAACAAGGGAGCGACUACUAUCGAAAGCUACGACCCUAGAUGCGACGCUUGGGCAGUGGCGCAUCAUAUGAACGGGAGAAGGUUGCAGUUCGGUAUAGCAUUAAUGGGAGAUAAAUUACUCAUCGUAGGAGGUAGGGACGGUUUGAAAACGUUAAAUAGCAUGGAGUGUUUAGAUAUGGAGAGCGGUUCUUGGACACAACUUGCUGCCAUGAAUACUCACAGACAUGGUUUGGGAGUUGCUGUUUUAGGUGGAACUUUAUAUGCGGUGGGAGGACAUGAUGGUUGGAGUUAUCUUAACACAGUCGAACGGUGGGACCCAGUGGCCCGUAACUGGCGAUACGUGACGCCAAUGCAAAACCAACGUUGUUCAGCUGGUAUAGCAGUCUUGGGUGGAAAACUGUAUGCGGUAGGAGGUCGAGACGGAGCAUCUUGUCUCAGAACGGUCGAAAGUUACGAUCCACAUACCGAUAAAUGGACCAUGGUGUCUUCGUUGACAAGAAGGAGAGGUGGGGUAGGUGUAGCUGUCGUUAACGGGUAUCUGUACGCUAUGGGAGGACAAGACGCUCCAGCCAAUAAUCCGGCAGCUUCUAGAUUCGAUUGUGUGGAGAGAUAUGACCCGAAAACCGAUACGUGGACAACGGUAGCCUCACUUUCGAGCAAGAGAGACGCAGUGGCGGCAUGUCGCUUCGGCGACAAACUUUACGCAAUCGGAGGAUACGACGGUAGUCAUUAUCUUCACACCGUAGAGCAAUAUGAUCCGAACGCUAACGAAUGGAACACCCUGUCUCCGUUAAUCACCGGACGUGCUGGAGCGUGUGUUAUUGCAAUCAGUAACAGUGUACAAAAUAGCGCAUGA
Diabrotica balteata is the source of this 1402-nucleotide messenger RNA. The record is from the annotation of a GenBank genome assembly. Lineage: Eukaryota; Metazoa; Arthropoda; Insecta; Coleoptera; Chrysomelidae.